GACGAAACUUUUGUCCGUGCAGAAGUUUGAAUACGUUUUGUUCGAGUGUGUGUCAUGGCGUAAUCGAAAAUUUGGGUUGUUGCAUGAACAACAAAAGGGCCCAAGAAAGCGAUAGCGAAAACACAGUAAGUCUAUUUAGUACCUUAGGUGGUAUUCGGUGAAAAUUUGGCGCAUGAAUAUAAAGCAGGCAGUAGCUUCUUUGUGUUUUUAACAUCAUUUACAUAUGUAAUGCGAUACAAACAGGGCAAGACAAAGGGAGCUUUCAUGUGUAGUUCCGGUUUUGCAUUAAGUCCUGACACAAAGCCAAAGGACUAUGUUUAUAUUAUAAUUUAUAUAAAGCACAAACGUGAAUUUGAUACGAGAAUAUAACGUUUGGAAACGCACUUCAUAAUAGUUUUAAAAAAUAAUAUAGUGUCUUUAUCAGCGGGUAUGUUUUGGACUUGUUUGUAUAUUACAACUGCGUAAGCUCAUAGUUCAUACCAUUGGAAAAUUGACCCUUUGGCUUCGCUUACAGUAUAUUCUCUCUUGCUGUUUUAGGAUUCUGAUUUUUCUAUCCAAGAUGAAGAUACAGAGAGUAAAGAUGAUGAGAGUGAAGAGUAUGAUAGUGAGCAAAGUGAAGAAAGCAAGGGGGUGCAGACAAGAGGGAGAGCAAGAGGUAGGGGAAGAGGAACGAAAACAACAAGAAAGGAGGGCAAAGGAAGUGGGGCAAGGGGAAGAGGCACAAGAGGAGGGCAUGGACGAGGUGGAAGGGGACAAGGUGCAAAAAGAGGUGGACAAAGUACCAGAGGAAAAGGUGGACAAAGUACCAGAGGAAGAGGUGGACAAAGUACCAGAGGAAGAGGUGGACGAAGGCAACUGGAGGAAGAACCUAGCGCUGCUGAAAACCAACAUAAUCAUGAACAACAACUAGUGGUAAGCAAACUAAUUGUUAAAAACCUCAUUGUAGACCUAGUUAUAUGCUACAUAACAUCAAAUUGCAUACACACUACUAGUUUUUUGCACAGACUUUACUGUCGUUCCAAUUGAAGUGUUGCUCAAAUAUUGAUUCAAUACAUUACCUCGGGCUGACCAAUUCAUUUCAUCAAGUUCCUCGAGAUAUUUCAUACACUUCCUGUGAAAAAGCCAAUUCCAAGUAUUUGAUCAUUUCUGGUCACUUCCUAUUUAUGAUUGGUUAGUUGCACAAACAACAAAGGUGAUUGGUGCAUUCAAACUAUUCAACAGGAAGUUUACAAUUAUACCAGGAAGUGUAUGAAUAUUCAUCUCGAGGAACUUGAUCAAAUGAAUUGAUCAGCCCGAGGUAAUGUAUCGAAUCAAUAUUUGAGCCACACUUUAAUUGGAACGACAGUAAGUUUCUGAUUUUCAUAUUAACUGGUUUUUUAUUACAACCAGUCACGAGUACUUAUAAACAAAAUAUAUAGAUAUUAACAAGCCUUCUAUACAAUAUAUUCAUUAUUGGUUCAUAUUGAUCACCAUCUAAAAUAUCUUGUGUGCAUCUCAAUGAUCAUUUUGGCCACAUGAUCACCCAUUAAAUGCAAAAAUCUUCCCUUGACAAGUAAAAUUGUCUAUCAUUAUACAGAUGAAAACUACUGUAUGGUACAAUGUACUUAUUUGGUUAACACCAUUAAGUCAUCAGGAGGCCAACUGUUUAUUGUUUGCUCUAAUGCCUGACAAUUUUACUCCUCAAGCUCUGAGUACAAGAGUAUUAAUUAACAGUUAAAAAUAAAUAUCUGCUACAAUUUCCCUGUAUCAUUAUUUGACCCAAUCUAAUGCCAGAAGUCAAAUAUUUGUGAUUGACUUAACAAUGAUACCUAUAUGUUAACUUUUCAGAACCUAGUGGAAGGUAUGGAAAUUGAUGUCUUGCGUAGGCUGGCCUUGGAAUUACUGCGUAGGCAGCCAGCCACAUUUGCUGACAUAGUGAGUGGAGAAUUGCCAGGAGGAAAUGGAGCUCCAGAUCCUGACCCUGAUAAUACCCCUGAGUGGUGCAACUGUGGUCACUGUAUGGCAAUGCCCACUCAGGAGGAGAAUAAAUGCUGUGCUCAAACAAGAAGACCUUGCGUUUCAAGACAAGCACUUUUUAAUCAAAUUGUCCUAGAUGCAAAUAUUUUGGAUAUUGCCAUGAGGUACAGAGAAGAUGUCCUGGUCCUCAACAAUAAUAGAAAUAAUGAAAAUUUUCGCCAUGCAGCCUAUAGGCAAUUUGUAUUAUGGCAACAUGGACGUUUAGGGAGAGGAAAUCGGAGAGUAGUUCCAAGUUGCUGUGUACUGGCUAUACGCAGUCGUUACCCUUCUCCUAAGUGUACACAGGUUAUAGGCCUGCACGACUAUAAUAUAAUAAUUUGGACUUUGUAAUCACAUUUUUUAAAUGGUUAUUUGUUGAUAAAGACAUUUUUGUUAUGUACAAAUUCAGAAAUUCCUAAAACCUCUUUUCACUACCUGUAUAAGAUUAUGUAUACAAAGAAAAUGUCAACUUUGCUUUGUUUUUCAGACACUUUUUAUUACAUUUGUAUGUAUGUAAUCAGGCAUGUCCAGGUGUACAAGAAUGA
This is a messenger RNA of Paramuricea clavata, 2540 nucleotides long. The record is from the annotation of a GenBank genome assembly. NCBI's taxonomy places the organism in Eukaryota, Metazoa, Cnidaria, Anthozoa, Malacalcyonacea, Plexauridae.